Propithecus coquereli (Coquerel's sifaka) is the source of this 1218-nucleotide messenger RNA. RefSeq names its product chromosome unknown open reading frame, human C5orf45 (gene MRNIP). The transcript is spliced from 7 exons. Lineage: Eukaryota; Metazoa; Chordata; Mammalia; Primates; Indriidae. Bases 2 to 1072 code for a protein of 356 amino acids. Gene Ontology annotation, biological process: mitotic G2 DNA damage checkpoint signaling. Gene Ontology annotation, molecular function: chromatin binding. The record is from RefSeq and is a predicted model, not a curated record. Gene Ontology annotation, cellular component: nucleus.
CAUGUCGCCGCCUCAGCGGGCUCGCGUCUUGCGGUGCUGCAGCUGCCGCCUCUUCCAGGCGCACCAGGUGAAAAAGAGCGUCAAGUGGACCUGCAAAGCUUGUGGAGAGCAGCAGUCCUUUCUGCAGGCUUACGGUGAGGGCUCUGGUGCUGACUGCAGACGUCAUGUUCAAAAGUUAAAUCUACUGCAGGGACAGGUUUCGGAACUGUCACUCAGGUCUCUGGAAGGACCCGGAGGUGCCAGUGGGGAAGAAACCGAGGGCCGUCGGCAGGCUGAGAACGUGAGUCUGCAGGUGAGGCCGCGGCACACCUGGUGGCUCUGGGAGACAGACGGGUUCCACGAAAAACCACAGCCCUCGGAGAGCCGCUGGCUGAAAUAUCUGGAAAAGGACUCCCAAGAACUGGAGCUGGAAGGAGUGUGUUUCGAGAGACAGCCCUCACCCAAAACAGAGCCAGACGGCCCCUUCGGUCAAGACCUGCCGAGGAAAAGGAAGUGGAGCCAGAGCACAGUCCAGCCUCCAUGCAGCCUCGAUGUCCCGGGCUUGGGCGACUCUGAGGUCACCUUGGAACCCCAGGGCUGUGCGGGCCUGAUCGGGAAGGUGAAACAAGACAGCCUCUGCCUCCAGCACUCUGUGCGCUGCAGCGCCCGGGAGCGCGGUGCCGGUCUGUGGAAAUUACGGAGUCCUGCCCAGCACGUCAAAACCUCACCUUCUGGAUGGGCCCCAUUUCUCCUGUCAGCGGGGGACAGCUCACAUGUGGACACAGAGCCACAGAGGCCACCACAGAGGGGCCCCAGGCCAGCCGGUCCGGCCCAGGUCGAGCAAGGGACCCGCAGGGCCCAGACCCCAAGGGAAGGUCACCUCGGGAGGCUCGCCACCACUGUCCAGCCUCCUGGGCCCACACACACCCCCACAUCUGGAUCCGAGAGGCCCUGCAGGAAGGCCCCUGGGCAGUUGUGGGGUGUGGGGACUCCUCAGGCAGAGAGUGGGUCCCUGGUCCAAGAGGCACAGAAGCCCCCACCCCUGCGACUGUGUGACCUCUUUGCAACUGGGGAGGACUUUGAUGAUCUGUGAACCGAAACUCGCGUGUUGCUAAUUGAGGUACAUUUAUUGCACGAGUCCCUUUCCCCUGGACUCCUAUGCCAGGGAAACGCGGUUCCCCCAGGUGCUUUUUAACAGGCCUGAUGUGCAAGAAGGACCAACAAUAAACGUCACUGUCU